GCGUGGCUCUAGGCGACUGGCGACCACGCUCCUCCUCCUUCCGCGUUCGAGACCUGCGCUGACAGACACUAUGUCUGCCUACCCCAAAAGCUAUAAUCCUUUCGACGAUGACGCGGAGGACGAGGAAACCAAGCCAGCCCAAUGGAGGGACAAUCGCGACCUCCCCAGUGGACACGAAGCUCCUGUGGACAGGCAGCAGUACUUGCGACAAGAGGUUCUGCGCAGGGCCGAGGCCACAGCCGCCAGCACCAGCAGGUCUCUGUCCCUCAUGUACGAGUCUGAGAAGGUCGGGGUCGCUUCCUCUGAGGUGAGCCUGGGAUUGAAAGAAGCUAUAAGUAUAAGUAAAGAACAAGAGGCAAAAUACCAGGCCAGCCACCCAAACCUCAGAAAGCUGGAUGAUGUAGAUGCUGUCCUUGAAGGGCCUGGUUCUGUGAGUAACGAGACUUACCCAAAGAAUCCACACCUUCGAGCCUAUCACCAGAAGAUUGACAACAACCUAGAUGAGCUAUCCGUGGGACUAGGCCGUCUGAAGGACAUAGCCCUGGGGAUGCAGACAGAAAUUGAGGAGCAGGAUGACAUUCUGGACCGACUGACAAACAAAGUGGAAAAAUUAGAUAUCAAUAUAAAAGGCACAGAAAGAAAAGUUCGACAACUCUAGAAGACAGAGGUGAAAAGAUUUCCAUGGUGAUGAAAAGAUUUCAAAAGAUCUCUCUUCAAAUUCCCAAGAAAUUUUACUUAUUAUUUAGUAUGUGAUUAACAUAUGUUUGCACAUGUUCUAAUAGAGUGAAUUUUAAGAGA
Molecule: messenger RNA, 798 nt
Organism: Dipodomys ordii (Ord's kangaroo rat)
Lineage: Eukaryota; Metazoa; Chordata; Mammalia; Rodentia; Heteromyidae
Gene: Snap29
Product: synaptosomal-associated protein, 29kDa
Exons: 4
Coding region: 71-658 (195 amino acids)
Biological process (GO): synaptic vesicle priming; exocytosis; synaptic vesicle fusion to presynaptic active zone membrane
Cellular component (GO): plasma membrane; SNARE complex
Molecular function (GO): syntaxin binding; SNAP receptor activity
Source: RefSeq, a predicted model, not a curated record